AUGCAACUCGCACCUGACAUACCCAUGGCCACACACGUAGGGGUAGCAACACUUCGUGUUGCUGACUUGGAGGAUACUUCAGGCAUGGCCACCCCUCAAAAAGUCCGUUUGCUUCUCCAGUCACCGUCUGUCACUCCCGAGCUUUCUCAAAAUGGAAGCGCUCUCCCAAGGCUUACCGCAGUACAUCUUGUGGUUGAUUGCUUCGUUGAAUCGCGUGCGAGCGCUGAACCUCACUAUGAUUUGAAGAAUCGGAGCGGAUCUCACGAUAUGACGUGUAGAGAAGAGCUAUCCGUCUCAAGCACUGAAAUUGUUUUUGCGGUUUGGAAUGCUUGGAUGCAGAGGGGCUGCCUCUCCAACGGAGGACCACUUGAGGGACCACUUCGCGCUGGGCUACAGCUGCCACCUGUGGGGGAUGUCAAAUAUAAUUCCAAAGCUACGACGAACAAUGUUGAUAAAUUUGAAGGGCGAGCUAAGCAAAUGGUUCCACCACAAGGCUGGCGAGGUUUGCUGAGUGCCUAUUCUGCGCUGUACCGGGUACCUCGUUCAACGAUUGCUCUCGCAGAGGCCAUGAUUAUCGCAAGGUCUUGGACUUCAGGACCAGAACUAUCGAUCAUAUCUGAAAUACACGCUCGUCUUGCAAUGUCAGUUGCUUCUAUCGCCUCCGGUCGUGCAGCUCAGACAGAAAGAGCAAUGCAUGCCAAGGCAGCAGCAUUUAUCUUACCGCACGCUGAAAAAUCUCUGCAAAAAUGGCUAGCGCCUCCACCAGGUACAAUCACCAAGGAGGCAAUAUCGAUUAUUCGGGCACUGACCCCUGUGUUGGCGUUGUGCCUACCACUUGAGACAUCUGCAUCGAAGUUUGCGAAUUAUAUGCAUCGCGCUGCUCUUCAAGCUGUGAUGAUACGAACCCUCGGCAGUCUGAGUCCAAUCACACGAGAUGGGGAUACAGCUGGCGUUGCCAUGCGACAGGAAAAUGAUGCGAGCGAUGCAAGUCAAACAUCAUUCAAUUGCGCGCGCAGCGAUACUGUCCCGAGUGUGUCAGCUCUGAAGGAUGUCGUACUUCCGAAACAUGCAUCAUUUGGCUCAGAUGCGCCAUUAUCAUUUUCGCGUGUCACCUCUGCAGUAAAUUUGGCAAUCGCAUGCUUCGAUGUUGACAUGAGUGUAUAUAAAGCUCUACCGUCUGGAGUGUCUGCUGCACCUGUAGUUUUCCACGGCAUGGUCGCGGUGCUUAUGCAGGUUGUGAAUGAUGUCAUAGUCUCCGCAUGCAAACUGUGGGCGCCUCCGUACGGCAAACCCUUUGAAGACCUUGAAUCUGCACUAAGGCAGCUCCGGAUGAAGUUGCACGGUGCAGGUGUAGUGUCCGUGGCCGGUUCACUCUCUGUUCGGGCAAUCGAACGAUUGAUGAGAAUCCCACUCAACCAUAUGCUGAGCUCGCUGUGUCCACGUCUUGUUGGCAUUUUAGAGAAGGGUGUGGCGCGGGAAAGGUCGAUUUCACUACCCCCUACUCCAGUUGCCCCUGCUCGAGGGGCAAUGCAUUCUGCCUCGCUUGUUGACCUCUUUGCUGCACUUCGUGAUGCAUAUAUUGCUGCGAUGCCCGCAUCGGUCAAUGAUGAUAUUCGAUGGCACCAUCAUACCAAGGAAGUUGAUAAUAUUUUGGCCCAAGCUCUAUGCUGGUACGUUGGUGAGCAUGAACGCGACUGUCUAUCAGAAGUUCGUUCAUCACGAGCACGCUUAUGGGCCGACCUUGAUCGAUCUCAUGUCAUUCCUCGUGAAAGCUCAAUUGCUGAAGGAGAAAGUUACGAUACCAAAGAUGAUGUUAACGCUAUUACAGCUACGCUUUCGUGUGGCUUUCAUACUCGUUUGAGCAAUAUCCACGCUUGUGUUGCUUCUCUCCGGGCUCUUCGUGAGGACUGUCCUCUUCUCUGGCGAGGACGCGAAUCAGAGCCAGCUGCUGCUGAGAAACACGACCAGGAGGUUGACAACUCUGACAGCGAAGACGACGAAUUACAACAGGAUGAUGUCGACCAGAGCACAAGACUGAACUUUAAGAAUGGCCAGAAAGAUUCCUACACAGCACAAGUUGAGAUAGUUAAUUUCAACUUUGAUGUUCUAUUGCGGAAAUUGCGAUGUUCACGUGCAUCUGUGAUUGCAGCAGCAGCAGAAUUGUUGAUGGAUGUCAUCACACCGGAUCUCUCGCUGGCAGUGUUAUCACCUGACUUUGCAACACGGCGGAUCGCCCUUGCAAAGGUCUUCGAUAUUAUUGACGCUGAGUUUGCAAUAAUGAAUUCAUCCCUGGCUGCUGGCGCUUUCCGUUUGGCUGCGGGAUCCAUCUACCGCGCUUUAUGUGCUGCUCUUGAACGAUUGAUACUGCAUCGUUCGCAUGAUGACAUUGAUUCGUAUGUCGCAUCUUUAUCUAUGGGAGCGUACGCUGCAAACGGUGGGUGUCUUUCCGGGACGUCAAAGCCUUUGACAGAAUCGCAACACUCCAGAGUGGUUGAAAUUGCUGAUGCACUGCAUGAUUUUCUCGCUGUUGAUGGAGCGGGGGUUCCAGCACAGGUUCUUGCUGACGGCGAAAAGAGGCUGAGACGGCUUUUAAAUCUGUGGUUUACUCCAACUGUAGAAGUGUGUAGAGAAUAUCACCGACAGACCGAUGCAAUCGCACAUAGAGGUGGUGGAGCAGCCAUGUCUGAUCAAGAUGGUCCUGUGAGCGUUUUGAGACCACCGGAAGGUGGGGGUGUUGGUCUUCUUGAUCUACUUCAAUUACUCGCACAGCGAA
Micromonas commoda is the source of this 2773-nucleotide messenger RNA. RefSeq lists its product with no specific name. The annotation marks the transcript as partial. Lineage: Eukaryota; Viridiplantae; Chlorophyta; Mamiellophyceae; Mamiellales; Mamiellaceae. The transcript has a single exon. The record is from RefSeq and is a predicted model, not a curated record.